Molecule: messenger RNA, 2370 nt
Organism: Adineta steineri
Lineage: Eukaryota; Metazoa; Rotifera; Eurotatoria; Adinetida; Adinetidae
Source: the annotation of a GenBank genome assembly
AUGACUACGACAAUACAAUUAUGUUUCUCAAAUAUCGUUCCAAGACGUAUGAAGAAAAAGCUACGCAUACGUGUUCUUUAUCUCCUGAUAUUAACUAGUACGAUUGUGGUUUUCAGUGGAAAUGCUUUAAUUCGACCAAGAAUAGAUAAUUCUGUUAUUUCGACACAAGUGCAAGCGUCGAACACUACAUCCACUAAAACUGAUUAUCGCCUAUUUUCUGGAAAAAAAAUUAGAUUAUUUAAUCAUGAAUAUAAUGACAAUCGAAAAAACAAAACAUGGCAACAAGAAAUUCAACAAUUCCUCACUCGAACAUCUCCACAAUUCAGGAACAAAUCAAUCUGUGGAACACAUAAUUGGGCUGUUGUUGUCAACUUUUCAAAUAGUGUUCUUGACACAGCGAAACGACUUUCCAAAUGGUGUGUCGUUAUUGUCGUUAAAGAUCGACCGAAUAAUGUCAAACUUACUGAAAAUAUAUUCUUUCUGAAUGUCACAAUUCAGAAUGAACUCGCAAAAAUAUCUCCAUUUUACAAAGCUUCUCUUCUCUAUGCCAAGCAACAUCAUAUCGUACAGAAGAAUCUAGGCUAUCUUUGGGCAAUUCUUCAUGGAGCAACAAUGAUAUGGGAUUUUGAUAAUGAUAACGAACUGAUUGUUAAUGAAAGUACAUUUUCUACUUCGCUAAAUGAAACAAUAGAAGCGUUAACUGUACCAAAUCAUAACAGUACAUUGUUUAAUCCAUACUCAUUUUUUGUAUCAAACACAAAGAAGCUUUGGCCACGAGGAUAUCCAUCUCAAUCAAUCAAUGAUUCAUCGAAUCAAAUCAUUUCGACACAAACACUACGUGGUCUUUGGCCAACAAAAAACAUUGGAAUUAUUCACUCUCUUACAGAAUGUCAAGUUGAUGUAGAUUCAGUCUACAAAUCGGUUGUACCUGGAUUUCCGUUACGUUUUCAAAAGAUCUCAAAUGAUCGUAACAAAGAUGUGAAACUAAUCGCUCCUCGUCGUACAUUUUCUCCAUAUAGUAAAAAAUCAACUCUUCAUCUUCGAUCCAGUUUGUGGACUCUAUUAUUACCAGUUACUGUUUCUCAACAAAUAUCUGAUAUUUGGCGCAGUUAUGUUAUGCAGAGAUUAAUGUGGGAUGUGGGUCUUCAAACAGCGUUUGCUGGCUCUUAUAGUAUUAAGAAACAUGUUGAUCAUAACGAACACGAGUUGGAGAAAGAAUUUUAUUGGAAAAUCGAUAACCUCAUUGAAUAUUUGACUCAAUGGUCAAGUACUGAGACGAGUUUUACAAGGCGUGUCAAACAAUUAUUUAUUAGUCUUUAUCAACAUGGUUAUAUAGAAUUGAUUGAUGUCCAUCUUAUUCAACUUUGGCUUGAAGAAUUACAUUUGAUCGGAUAUACUUUUCCUGAAAUUCCUUUAAAAUAUACUUUGGUUGUUCGUACAUUUGCUGGCCAUCUAUACAGGAUGAAUAAGUGGUACAUUCCAACAGUGAACAUGUUUGCGGAUAGAAAUACGAUUGAUGUCUUAUUUGUUCUUGAUGAUGAAUCACGAGAAGAUCACAUAUUGGGAGAUUGUUUAAAAGAGCAUAACUAUUCUGUCAAAUACGAAGCUUCACCAGCAUUUACUAAAACAAAAGGUAAUAUUAAAGGUUACGAUCGACAACAAUGGUCAACAUUUUAUAUGGAUUAUUUAUCGAAUAGUGAUUAUAUUGGCGUGAUCGAUGCUGAUGGAAUGCUUUAUUCAUUUAUGCAUCCAUUCUAUAGUAUUUUUGCAUCGAACGAUGACAAACGUAUCAUGUUAAAGCCAAUGGCUGGAGAUCAUUAUCACGAAGAUAAGUUGGCUUUAAAAUUUGACAACACUCUGGAUUUUAUGUGGACUAAUCGUAUGCCAAUGUGGUAUCGAUGGGAAACAUAUCAGAAUCUUCGUAAUUACAUAUCAUUAGCAUGGAAUGGAUCCAGUUUCGAUGACGCUUUUAUAGAAUUUUCCAAAAAUCAACGAUAUAGUCAAUUUACCAUCCUAUCAACAUAUGCAUCAUUAUUUGAAUCGAACUAUUAUCGUAUUAUUAUGAACAAUGAUACACGAGGUGCAGUCAGUGUUGGAAGUAAUCGUGGUCGAGAGACAGAUAUUCGUGUUGGAUGUUGUCGUUCAUUUCAUAUUGGUUGUAAUGAUACAUCAUUACCAGAACUAAACAAAGAUCAUUUAUUAAGAUAUGAUAAUACAGAAUUUGUAGCUGUUGAUGCAACGGAAAAAAAUGAUGCUUACUAUGCAUAUGUGCAUGAAUAUUUGAAACAAAUGCCUUCAUAUAUGGUGUCGAAUAUGAAAAAAAGUUGUGAAUUAUUUUUGAACAAUAAAUCAAUUCCUAUAUGUGUUUAA